This is a messenger RNA of Monoraphidium neglectum, 720 nucleotides long. RefSeq names its product Ca2+:H+ antiporter. Lineage: Eukaryota; Viridiplantae; Chlorophyta; Chlorophyceae; Sphaeropleales; Selenastraceae. Gene Ontology annotation, molecular function: calcium:proton antiporter activity. Gene Ontology annotation, biological process: calcium ion transmembrane transport; intracellular calcium ion homeostasis. The record is from RefSeq and is a predicted model, not a curated record. Bases 1 to 720 code for a protein of 239 amino acids. Gene Ontology annotation, cellular component: plant-type vacuole membrane. The transcript is spliced from 6 exons.
AUGAGCCGGCGUGCCGAGGUCGCAACCCGCAGCAAGGCGGCGGCGAUCCAUGAGAUGCUUGUCGCCAAGACCCCCGGCCGCGCCUCGCUGGAUGGCCCGGAGCGCGAGAGCCUCCUGCCCGACGCGUCGUUUGAGAGCUCGCGCCGCGACGGCGGUGGUGGCGGCGGCGGCAGCGGCGGCGGCGGCAAAUGGAUUGCUCCGGCAUCGGACCUGGCGGGAAGCUGGACGAUCCUCAGGAGCAGCUGGCUGAACCUGCUGAUCUUCGCGGCGCCCCUGGGCCUGGCGGCAGAGUCGCUGGGAUGGGGGCCCUCGGCAACGUUCGUGCUGAACCUGUGCGCCCUCGUGCCCCUGGCGCUGCUGCUGGGGUGCGUCACGGAGGACCUCUCCCUGCGGCUGGGCCAGAUCGUGGGCGGCCUGCUCAACGCGACCUUUGGAAACGUGGUCGAGAUCAUCCUGUCGAUCGCGGCGCUGCAGAAGGGGCUCUACCAGGUCGUUUCCACGUCCCUCCUGGGGUCAGUGCUCUCAAACAUGCUCAUGGUGCUGGGCAUGUCGUUCUUCCUCGGAGGCAUCAAGUUCAAGACCCUGCGGUUCAACAGCCUGGCCAGCCAGUCCAGCGUGUCGCUGCUGCUGCUGUCCGCCAUCUCCAUAGUGCUGCCCACGGCCGCGCUGCACCUGUCAAUGGGGGGGCCGGACGCGGAGCACCUGUCGAAUGACAAGUGA